CCUACCUACAUUGAAUAUUAUUUUGUUUUAAAUUUAUGUCCAUCGAAAUUUAAUGCGGAGUAUAUUAGAUCUAAGGUCGCGCGGGCUUAAACGUCUUUUGUAAGCAGUAUGACAUCACAAGUAACAAGAUUUUUACCAGCAACAUUCACCAAAUGGUUUGGCCAAAGUUCCAGUGCUAAUGGCUCCGCUAUUUUAACUGAAUCUUCAACAGAAGAUGAGGCAACCAAAAGUCCAAUUACAAUACCACCACCAGCAAAGCGAAUGCGGUACAGCCCAUCAGCAAAAACUUCAAGCUCACAUUUUAUUCCCAUAAGUACAAAGACAUCAAGUACUAACACUGAAGCUACAGAAUCUUUCAAUACUACACCAUCAACAUCUGACAAAAUAUUCAGAAGAAACACAAACCUUCUGUUAACACCCAGACAGAAAAAUGAUGAAUGUACAACUUCAACAAGUGACAGUAAAAUAAACAAUUAUGAUUUGUACAAAUCAGAAGUUCAUAUAGAGAGGAAAAGGAUGUCAAUAUUUGAUAAAACUAAAAAUUCAGAUACAGUUAUAGAUAAAGCAGUAGCAAGAUCAGCAUCAGCUAAAGUGCUUAGUCCCACUCAGCCAUACUUCAAAGAUGGAUUAUUGUCUUCACCAUAUUUUGACACUAGUACCUCCACUUAUGGUGGUGCGGGAGGUUCAUUCGUAAAUCAACCAAAUGUUAAUAGAAGGAGAAAAGCAGUUGCCAAAGAACCUAACACCAACAAUAAUGUUUCGAUUAGCUAUUCAUCUAGACGUGUUUUAGACCUGCUAGAAAAUUAUUCAUCCCUUUUAACAGACGCAAGGAGAAUACCUUCAAACACAACUCUCACUACUAAGUCUUUGCAAGCACAAGCAGACACUCAACAAAUAAAGAAUAAUUCAUACAAAAUGCAAGAGUUGCAUGUACCACAGAUUGCUUCUCUAAUAAGGCUCAAACAAAAGCAGCUAAUGAAUUCAAAUGCAGCUCGACAAAUUAUUGCAUCUCUUAGUAGCUCUGCUCCAUAUCCUCAAAGUCCAAUCAGUAAUUUUUUUACAGAUGGUUAGUUUUUUCCU
Aricia agestis (brown argus) is the source of this 1080-nucleotide messenger RNA. RefSeq lists its product as uncharacterized. Bases 109 to 1071 code for a protein of 320 amino acids. NCBI's taxonomy places the organism in Eukaryota, Metazoa, Arthropoda, Insecta, Lepidoptera, Lycaenidae. The record is from RefSeq and is a predicted model, not a curated record. The transcript has 6 exons.